UUCGGGUCAAGCCAUGAGCAGCCAAUUACCCCCCCCCCCCCCUUCCGGUAUAUUCCGGCUAAAAUCAACAUUAUUCUGAACUAAAAUCGUUAAAUAAAUUAAUUUAUAAGCAUGCUGUUGAUUUAAUGAAAACUGCAUUUUAGAACUGCGAACUAUUAGAGAGUCCCUUUAACCGCACGUUCAGUUAUGUCGAUCAAUUGCAAUGUUGAUACGAAAAGAAUGCAAAUUCUAAAUGACAUCUUUCUAAUUAGCGGUUUCUUAUGGCUCACUUCUUUACAUGCAAUUUUGUCAGACUCGCGUGACUGUUAAAUACAUUUUUUUUAAUUAAUGAACAUUGUGGGCUAUUGGUUAGUUUUCGUCCUUGACUUUUAAAACCAGUUGUACACUAAACAAAGUUUAGCUAGGUGGCAAUGUUUGAUAGAUUUUUGAAAGUCUGUAGAAACACAGUAACGGCACUCACAUGUCAUGUGAAUUUGAUGAUUUGAAACUUGAUAUGAUACAUUAUGGGUCAGACCUUGUGAGCCUAUCAGCUUAUCAGUGGGUUAGAUAUGUGAGAGGAUAUAUGUAUGUAGGUAGAUAUUUGAGAUAGGUCUAUGCAAAUCAGGUCCGGACUCUGGUCGUGCUGUCACAUGGUAGUACUGCUCGCUUGCUCCGUGUGGGGACCGGUUCACAUGCGAUAAACCACUUGGCUCACACUUGAUAGUAGCUAGAGCUGCAAAAGCAGCCGCUUACAAUUUCAUUGAUAAUACUAUUACGAGUAGUUAAAGUACUAAAACAAUCAGUACGUAUUUGACGUUCGUUAAUUCCUUAAUUGUUUGUAUCAAGGGGGUUUUGAGAGAGGGGUAAGCUGGCUAUUUUCUCAUACUUCUUACUCGCAAAAUAGACUUUCGCUGGAGGAGUUGUGAUUUUUCGCGUGUGACACUAAACGGCACAUACAAAUGAUUUACAGAUUAAGUUUUCACUACUACUGUAUAACAUUGAUCACCGAACGUAUACAACACUACUGGUAGAUAUAUCAUACCGUUUAUAUUGACAUCAGCUAAAACAAAAAGGUUUCAUUUUAUCAGUAUGAACGUUUAUUCUGUAUUAUACAUGUAACUGAUGGAUAACUGCAGAGGCGGGCAUCCUAAUGCGGGCGGUGCGAAUCCAACACAGCGAGUUUCCAGUUCAGGAGCGUAUGGAGGACUUCCUGCCGCUGUGCGCGAGCCUAGAGCGCGAGCAGUACACGCUGCAGCGGCUCAACUCCGCUGGGGAAGACAUGGAUGCUCAACUGGAGGACCUCCGCAACAGCAGCCCCAUUUCCGGUAUGUGGGGCACUGAGUCGAUGGAUGAUGAGAUGUACCUAGAGUACCUGUUUUCACAAGGUCUGGCGGACUCCAUUGAAAAACCAAGCAGUGUGAGCCCACUAAUAGUGAACAAGAGUAGUGAAAAAGUGACCACGUUUUGUGAUAGUUAUUGUAACACUUUGCUGGCAGAUUUCCCACGGGAAAGCCUCUCCACCGGAACAAGUAGUGACUCUGAUUCUGACUAUAGUGACGUAUUUCCGACUGAGACUAAAGACUUUGUUGUUUUAGGAGUGGGUCUCCAAAGCUUAAUGCAUUCCUACGCCGCCAAAGGUCCUGCUCCUAACAACCCUAACACACAAGACCUAGCUAUAGACCAAUUCCCCCGUCCUCCCGCACCAAACAACGUACCACGUGCACAACUUCAUCACCAUAGUAACCAACAAUACUCAUUUACGAACGCUAACUCAUUGUUAACUAAUGCCUCAAUUUUAAAUGCUGUUAACAAAGUCAGAGCGAUGAAAACUCAAUCGCAACGUGCGAAUCCAAUUGCCACCAAGGCUGCAGCAGACGACAAAAUAUUCCAUUGUACGUACGCCGGUUGUACGAAAGUUUACAGUAAAUCCUCGCACCUAAAGGCUCAUCUACGACGUCACACGGGGGAGAAGCCUUUCUCGUGCACGUGGCCUGGAUGUGGAUGGAGAUUUUCACGCUCGGAUGAACUUGCGCGCCAUAAACGUUCUCAUUCCGGAAUAAAACCCUACCAGUGUAAAAUUUGCGAAAAGAAGUUCUCAAGAUCGGACCAUCUUUCGAAGCAUUUAAAAGUUCAUCGAAAACGCAAUGGCCUGUAGCGUUGUUCAUAUUCAUAUCUAAAUUAUUUGAAGAGGCAUUCCAGAUUGACUGAAUUGUUGUGAUAAAUUUAUUGAGUUCAGUUCUAACGCGUAGCGUGUGUGUAUGUACGGUCUUUCAGCAUUAGACUUGUAAUUCAGUGCCAUGAAUUGAUGAUUUUUCAUUACUGACAUUAAUUUAUUUAAAACCUUUUUUAAUAUUUUACAAUUGCUUCGUUAAAAGUGUGUGCAACUUUGUGUUUAUGUUUUAAACUUCAUAGAAAGAACUUAUCCACAUGUAAAUUUAUACGUGUUCUAACUUCUUUGUUAAUGACACACAUCGUACGUAUUAUGAUAGUUAACAUACAUUCACGGAGCACUAAUUGAUGGAGCACUUAUUUGAAUAUAUGUAAAUAAAGCCAUGGAUUAAAUAUCACAACAAUGCCUAAUUAGCAUGUUGCUGUAAUUGUGUGGCAAUUAAAGACCCAAGACACCAGUGGUACAUAUUUACAACAAACCGGAAACGCGCACUUCUUGCGGGGGCCCUUAAGACCUUCUUCCGCCGCAAAUUUAAGUGCAAUUAAACAGUGAAAAGUCUGCUUGUUGCGACAGCUCGUCUUUUAUACCAGCAAAUAAAACAGUGCCGAGCAGAAAGGCGUGCGGAACGUUUACAUAUAAUUGUGAUGGUUUGUAGUCACACGUACAUAUCUGAUAUCAAUUUUCUUGGAUUACAGAGAGAUGGUUUCCAACUUCCCUUGAACGCACAUUUCCGUCUUUCAUUAUGAUGCACUCGCAGUAAAGUUCAUGAAAUGUUUGAAAAUUGGUUAAAAUUGUUAUUUUGCUGUCGAAAUCUUAGAAAGUCUCCGGAACAGCAUUCCCCUUUGUAGUAACGUGUGUUUCCUUUUCCUGUAUCACUGUAGUGGUGUAAGAUACAGAUUAUUACAUUAUCUUUGGUUUGAGAGUUUUGAUUCUCCUCUCUACCACAAAAGUGUUAUUUUGCGUUUUCUAAACUCUAAGCUGUAAGCGGUUAGACAUCAAUAUAAUGUAUAGCUUGGUUCUGAAAAUUAAUAACUGUACGGUUCGUAUUUCAAGACUUAACAAGAUCAAAAUAAAGUCAAAUUGCUAUAAAUUACCAUUUUAGUUAUAGUUUUCGAAUAUCCGAAAAAUAUAAGGGGUAUGCGUUUGAAGGAUAAAGGUAUAUUUCCAUACAAGUGUAUAUCAUUGUUUGAGAAAAACUAACUGUCAAACCAAACUGACUGUUCGUGGAAUGAGUUUAUGUAUUACGUACGUAAAUUUGAAAUAAAAAAAACAACAUA
Molecule: messenger RNA, 3426 nt
Organism: Mya arenaria
Lineage: Eukaryota; Metazoa; Mollusca; Bivalvia; Myida; Myidae
Product: Krueppel-like factor 15
Exons: 2
Coding region: 1130-2134 (334 amino acids)
Biological process (GO): regulation of transcription by RNA polymerase II
Molecular function (GO): DNA-binding transcription factor activity, RNA polymerase II-specific; RNA polymerase II cis-regulatory region sequence-specific DNA binding
Source: RefSeq, a predicted model, not a curated record